GGAUGGGGUGUGUCUGUGCACUUUGGAUGGGAUAAGAGCACUAAUUAAUAAGAAGAUGUUAAAUUCGGGGUGAAGUAACCCUUUAAUAAUUUGUAUUUAUAUUCUUUACUUUGUGUAUUUAUAUUCAUAACCCCUGCCUAGGAACAAUCAGGAGGACUAUUUGAGUCAGACACUUUGACACACUGCUGAGUAUCGUUACAAAUGUGUAGUUACCAUUACACUUUAUAAUUUGUGCAUUUCAGCAGCAGUUUGCUUCAAUCUUUCUGAAUAACAAACCAGAUGAGAGUGAGUGUGUGAGUGUUUAUGUCAAACUGUCUUCGGAGUCACACCCCGCUUCCUCAAAGGAAAACGGGGACAAAAGACAUUUCAGAGCUGCUGUUCAACACAACGGUUUCAGAGGAGGAACUAGAAAGACCUGCAUUAUACUAUUUGAGCUGUUAAUUGGUGAAGGACGAUGGCUUCUUUUAAAGAUCUGCUCAUGGAAUCACUGAAGGAGCUGGUAGAAGAUGAACUGGAGGAGUUUCAGUGGCACUUAGAGAAAGAUCAUGAGGGUAUAUCAAAGUCUGAAAUUAAGAAUGCAAACAGGUUAAAAACAGUGGAUAAGAUAGUGGCAUGUUUUGGACCAGAAGAAGCUGUGAAGAUCAUGGUUGACACCCUGAGGAAGAUGAAUCAUAAUGAGCUGGCUGAACAGUUAGAGAACAAACACAAGAAAGUGAGUGUUUCUUUCACGGCUCAGGCUGAUGGCAAUACGAACACAUCUGUCCGUUUUAGAGCUAAUUCAGAGCUGCAAAACUUCUUGAGAACUCACAAAAACAACAUGAAGAGGAAAGCAAAAUAUAUUUUUGAGGGCAACCAAAAAAAUAACACGGAUCUCAAAGCUGUUUACACAAAAGUGUUCAUCACAGAGGGAGAUAUGAAAGAUGUCAAUAAGGAACAUGAGAUUCAUAAUAUUGAUGAUGCUUUCAAGAAGAGAAAAACACAGGAUAAACCAAUUCAAUGCAAUGAUAUAUUUACUGAACUGAGGAAAAACGAUGAGGAGAAGAUUGUGCUGACCAAGGGAGUCGCUGGCAUCGGAAAAACUGUCUCUGUGCAAAAAUUCAUACUUGACUGGGCAGAAGGAAACACCAAUCAGGAUAUAGACUGUGUGUUCCUGCUUCCAUUCAGAGAUAUCAACACGAUUAAAGACAGAGAGGUCAAUCUCCAUUUGUUUCUGCUGAAAUUUUAUCCUGGAUUAAAGGACCUGGAGAAAUCAAAGCUAUAUGAGGAAUGCAAGCUUGUAUUUAUAUUUGAUGGACUUGAUGAGAGUCAAUUGCCAUUGGACUUUGAAAGCGAAACACUGGAAACUGUUGAGGAAAGAGCAUCUGUAGAUGUGCUGUUUACAAGUCUGGUCAAAGGGGCUCUGCUUCCAUCAGCUCUUGUGUGGGUGACAUCACGACCAGCAGCGGCCAAUCAGAUCCCUCCUCGGUAUGUGGGUUUGUUCACAGAGGUGCAAGGAUUCACUGACCAACAGAAGGAGGAGUACUUCAGAAAGAGAAUAACAGAUGAAAGUCUGGUGUCCAGAAUCAUCUCACACAUUAAGAUGUCUCGUAGUCUCUAUAUCAUGUGCCACAUUCCUGUGUUCUGCUGGAUAACAGCCACGGUACUUCAAGAUAUUCUCAUCAACAACAAUGCAGAAAACAUCAGCACAACACUCACUGAAAUGUACAUUCACUUCCUGCUGAUACAGAUGAACAUGAAGAACAGGAAGUACGAUGAAAAAGAACAAAGACAACGCGCAAAGCUCUUACAUUCAAAUAAAAAAAUGAUUCUGAAAUUAGCUAAGCUAGCAUUUAAACAGCUACAGAAGGAAAACAUUGUGUUCUAUGAGAAAGAUCUGGAAGAAUGUGGUAUUGAUGUGAGUAAAGACAUGGAGUUCACAGGAAUGAUUGCUGAGAUUGUUAAGAAGGAAAAUGGACUUUAUGAGACAAAUGUCUUCUGCUUUGUGCAUCUGAGUGUUCAAGAGUUCCUCGCUGCAGUGCAUGUGUUCAUCUGCUACCUGAACAAGAACAUGCAGGAGCUUCAGUUUUUCUUUGAAGAUUCACAAACUACCCUCAAACAAAAGCUUCAGUUCUUCUUUAGACAUGUCACAUUUCAUGACUUAACAAAGAGGGCCACUGAAAAAGCAAUGCAGAGUAAGAGAGGACAUCUGGACCUAUUCCUGCGGUUUCUGAUGGGACUUUCACUGAAAUCCAGUCAAAAUCUGCUCAAAGGCCUGAUCAUAAACACUAAAGACACUAGUGUGAGCAUCAGAAAAAUAAGUGCACACAUUAAAGAAUUACAAAAAGACAUCAACUACAUCUCAGAUGAAACUUCAGUAAACCUAUUUUACUGCUUACUUGAGCUCAAAGAUCAUUCACUCUAUGAGGAAAUAAAGAGCUUCUUCAGUUCAGAUGAAGAUCCAGGAAGAAACCUCUCAUCUUCAAUGUGCACAGUAAUGAUCUACAUACUGCUGAUGUCAGAGAUGGUGCUGGACAAGUUCAACCCAAAGAGGUUUGUAUAUUCAAACUUCAGGAGACUCCUCCCAGCUGUGAGGUGCUGCAGAAAAGCACUAUUUGAUGGCUGUGGUCUUGAUAAAACAUGCUGUGAAACUGUGUGUUCAGCUCUACAACUGUCAAACUCCCAUCUAACAGAGCUGGACCUAAGUAGCAAUGACCUGCAGGAUUCAGGAGUGAAGCUGAUUUAUGAUGGAGUGAAGAGUCCACACUGUAGACUAAACAUACUGAGGUUGUGUGGGUGUAAUCUCACUGGUCAGUCCUGUGAAAGUUUAUCUUCAGCUCUACAAUCCCCAAAAUGUGUCCUGAGAGAGCUGGACCUGAGUAACAAUGACCUGCAGGAUUCUGGAGUGAAGCUUCUUUCUGAAGGACUGAAGAGUCCAAACUGUCAGCUGAAGACACUGAGAUUUUCCAUAUGUAAUCUCACUGCUCAGUCUUGUGAGAAUUUGUCUUCAGCUCUACAAUCCUCAAACUCUGUUCUGAGAGAGUUGGAUCUGAGUAACAAUGACCUGCAGGAUUCUGGAGUGAAGGUUCUUUCUGAAGGACUGAAGAGUCCAAACUGUCAGCUGAAGACACUGAGAUUUUCCAUAUGUAAUCUCACUGCUCAGUCUUGUGAGAAUUUGUCUUCAGCUCUACAAUCCUCAAACUCUGUUCUGAGAGAGUUGGAUCUGAGUAACAAUGACCUGCAGGAUUCUGGAGUGAAGGUUCUUUCUGAAGGACUAAAGAGUCUAAACUGUCACCUUGGUAUAUUAAGGUUGUCUGGCUGUAUGGUGACAGAGGAAGGCUGUGGUUAUGUGUCUUCAGCUCUGAGUUCAAACCCAUCACAUCUGAGAGAGCUUGAUCUGAGCUACAAUCACCCAGGAGAUUCUGGAGUCAGGCUACUCUCUGAAAAACUGGAGGAUCCAAAAUGCUCAUUGGAAAAACUCAAUGUGGAUCAUGGAGGAGAAUCCAGGAUUACAGCCGGACUGAAGAAAUAUGCCUGUUCUCUCACACUGGAUCCAAACACUGCAUACCCUCAUCUAGGUCUGUCUGAGGAGGACAGAAAGGCGGAAUGGGAGAAAGAGAAACAGCUGUAUCCUGAUCAUCCAGACAGAUUUGAUCAUGUGUGUCAGUUGUUGUGUAGAGAGAGUGUGUGUGGACGCUGUUACUGGGAGAUUGAGUGGUAUGGAGGUAGAGAAUUGCAGAUAUCAGUGUCAUAUAAGAGCAUCAGCAGGAAGGGAGAUGAUGAGUGUUGGUUUGGAGAAAAUGAUCAGUCCUGGAGUUUGUGCUGCAUUCCGACAUAUUAUUCAUUCAGACACAAUAAAAUGUUAACUAAUUUCCUUGUAUACCCCUACAAAACCACUGGUAGAAUAGGAGUGUAUGUGGAUCACAGCGCAGGAACUCUGUCCUUCUACGACGUCUCUGACUCAAUGAGACACAUCUACACAGAACAGACCACAUUCACUCAGCCGCUCUAUCCUGGGUUUAUUGUUGAAUGUGGAUCAUCAGUGAAACUGUUUUGAUGAAUCAGAAGAGAAAGAGCAGAGAUUCUACCCAUAAUGCUUUGAGCUGCAUGAUUAAUCAGUAACAGUGAGAUGUUAUAAAGUCUCUUCAUCACAUCAAUACUGCAGCUGAAAAUCUGUCACUGAAAUAACAGAAUAAAUGUGUUUCAGAUAUCCUAAUUCACACAGUAAUAUCAGUGUGUGUGUGUGUGUCACAACAAAACAACCUACAAUUGCUUUUAUUAUAGUGUUACAUCAUUUGUACUAUUAUCAAAAUAAGCUUUCAAUUGAAAUGUAUCUUUCAUAAACAUGUAAUUCUCUGUUGUUUUUGUGCAUUAAUAAUAAACCAUAAUGACAAUCA
Carassius auratus (goldfish) is the source of this 4373-nucleotide messenger RNA. Its product is annotated as NACHT, LRR and PYD domains-containing protein 12. The record is from RefSeq and is a predicted model, not a curated record. The transcript has 11 exons. Bases 455 to 4033 code for a protein of 1192 amino acids. Gene Ontology annotation, molecular function: protein binding. Lineage: Eukaryota; Metazoa; Chordata; Actinopteri; Cypriniformes; Cyprinidae.